UUGUUCUGUCGGCGCGAAUAGCUCUAUCGUUUUUCCUAUUUUUCUGUAUCGGUUGAUCGUAGCUAACUCUACUUGCAACCAUGAAACUCGUAAGGUUUUUGAUGAAGCUCUCUCACGAGACAGUCACGAUUGAGCUGAAGAACGGGACAGUGGUUCACGGUACCAUUACUGGUGUGGACAUGAGCAUGAACACACAUCUCAAAACUGUCAAGAUGACCCUCAAGAACAGGGAGCCGAUGAAGCUGGAGACGCUGAGUAUCCGUGGUAACAACAUCCGCUACUUUAUCCUCCCUGACUCUCUUCCUCUCGACACCCUCCUUAUUGAUGAUAGGCCUAAGAAGACUGCUGGCUUCCGUGGAGGACGUGGAGGAAGGGGUAGAGGCGGUGGACGCGGAGGAAGAGGAAGCCGUGGAGGGCGUGGUGGCCGAGGUGGCGGCGAUCGCCGUGGUGGUGGUGGUGGUGGCCGUGGAGGCCGUGGAGGACGAGACUGAGACAAUAUCCGUGCACAUUUGGGAUUCCUCAUAUCUUAAUAUUAUUUUAUUUUAUUUAUUUUCCCAGAUUUAUACACGGUUCACAUGAACUCUUAUUUUUAUGAUUUUUAACCGAGUUCGGUCUUGUCGUGCAAAA
Molecule: messenger RNA, 627 nt
Organism: Bolinopsis microptera
Lineage: Eukaryota; Metazoa; Ctenophora; Tentaculata; Lobata; Bolinopsidae
Product: small nuclear ribonucleoprotein Sm D1-like
Exons: 4
Coding region: 81-491 (136 amino acids)
Biological process (GO): RNA processing; spliceosomal snRNP assembly
Cellular component (GO): catalytic step 2 spliceosome; U2 snRNP; spliceosomal tri-snRNP complex
Molecular function (GO): RNA binding
Source: RefSeq, a predicted model, not a curated record